Messenger RNA from Fonsecaea multimorphosa CBS 102226, 648 nucleotides. Its product is annotated as 40S ribosomal protein S5. NCBI's taxonomy places the organism in Eukaryota, Fungi, Ascomycota, Eurotiomycetes, Chaetothyriales, Herpotrichiellaceae. Gene Ontology annotation, molecular function: mRNA binding; structural constituent of ribosome; rRNA binding. Gene Ontology annotation, cellular component: ribosome; cytosolic small ribosomal subunit. The transcript has 3 exons. Gene Ontology annotation, biological process: translation; ribosomal small subunit assembly. Bases 1 to 648 code for a protein of 215 amino acids. The record is from RefSeq and is a predicted model, not a curated record.
AUGUCCGACAACGGCGAGGUUGAAGUUGAAAACCCAACCUCUGGUUGGCCCGUCCUGCCCAAAGAUGUCAUGCAAGAGAUUGGGAGCGUCAAGCUCUUCGGGCGCUGGAGUUACGAGGAUGUCGAAGUCAGAGACAUCUCAUUGACCGACUACAUUCAAAUCCGAUCACCCGUCUACAUCUCGCACUCGGCCGGUCGAUAUGCCGCAAAGCGCUUCCGCAAGGCCCAAUGCCCCAUCAUCGAGCGAUUGACCAACUCCCUGAUGAUGAACGGUCGCAACAAUGGCAAGAAGUUGAUGGCUAUUAGAAUCGUGGCACAUUCGUUCGAGAUCAUCCACAUCAUGACCGACCAAAACCCCAUCCAAAUCGCCGUCGACGCCAUCGUCAACUGCGGCCCCCGCGAAGACAGCACCCGAAUCGGCAGCGCAGGCACCGUGCGAAGACAAGCCGUCGACGUGUCCCCUCUCCGCCGCGUCAACCAGGCCAUCGCCCUGCUCACCAUCGGCGCCCGCGAGGCGGCGUUCCGAAACGUCAAGAGCGUCGCCGAGUGCCUCGCCGAGGAGCUGAUCAACGCCGCCAAGGGAAGCAGCAAUUCGUACGCCAUCAAGAAGAAGGACGAGUUGGAGCGUGUGGCCAAGAGCAAUCGGUAA